This is a messenger RNA of Lymnaea stagnalis (great pond snail), 5386 nucleotides long. The record is from the annotation of a GenBank genome assembly. NCBI's taxonomy places the organism in Eukaryota, Metazoa, Mollusca, Gastropoda, Lymnaeidae.
AAUAACAGAGGAAUUUUGUAACUUGUUUAAUGUACUAGCGAUUAAAUUUGCUAUGGCUUACGGUAAUUACAUCCUAAACCCGUAAUGAGGCUACCAGUCGUGUCACGUGACUAUUUAGAACCUGGACGCAGCUUUGGCUAUUUAUAAAUGUCAUUCAUUGAUAGAUUCUCGGCAUUAUUUAAGAUAAAAUUGAACCAAACAGUUUAACCAAUUUGGUAGUGUGUAAAUAAUUAUACUAAAUGACAUCUAAUGACAACCAGUAACAUCACAUGACAAAAAGUGAUAGCAAAUGAAAACAAGUGACAUCACAUGAAAAUAAAUGACAUGAGAUGACAACAUUGCAUCACACGACAAGUCUUUGUCUCAAAACUUUUUAAAAAAUCAAGGGUCUAACAUGGCCCUGGCCAAGACCCGCCAAGAAAUCACAUAGUAAUAACGAGUUACCGUGACAACAGACAAGUCAUGAGUUUGGUCAAGUUGACAUGUCACGAAAACAACAAUAUGAAGGAUAUAUAUAUAUAUACAUAUAACAUAAUAAUUAAUGUAAUGGUUAAAUAUUUCAUGUUAAUGAUAAAGAUCGCUUUAACAGAACAUCCCAAUAGUGAAUGUGUUGGUGAAAUUUGUAUGUCAAUGAUAAGCAUCUCCAUAACAAGACACCCCAAUACUGAUCCAUGGUAUGAAAUAAUCAAGCAUUACCAUUUGACGUUGUCAGAGGCUGGUCUAGACAAGGAACAUCAUGUGUAUGUCAAGUUCCCCAAUAGAGGCGAAGCAAUAUUGAUACCUGUCGGAUGUACAGACACGCAUGGCAACGAUCUUUCCAUUGAUGAAGUAAGUCUGUCAAAUAAGAUACGUCUAUUCGUACAAAUCUGUGUUGGUUUCCGUCUUUGUUGUUUACCGAGGUAUCAAACGAGACCAUGGAGACACGAUCAAUGCUACAUUGUAACUUUUAAGGACGAUUUAAAGAAAGUAAUAGUCGUACAAAUGUAGGCAAUCGACUUCUCUCUGACGCUUCAAACGUGUGACAAAUACAAGUAGUAAUCCUAAGAUGAACACAAUUCAAGUAGGAAUCAUAAAUGUAUUCUAGAAAAGAUAACUAUUGGAGGCCAGUGCAUUUUGUCAAGAAAUGUUUAUCCUUAACACAACGUUAAAAAUAUCGCUGCCAUUUUGUCUUGGCAACUUUACAAAAAUGAACAUUGUAAUAAUAAAGGGGUGACCUACAUUAGAAGGAGUGUCCUAUAUUAAAAGGAGUGUCCUACUUUAGAAGGAGUGUCCUAUAUUAGAAGGUGUGUCCUAUAUUAAAAGGAGUGUCCUACUUUAGAAGGAGUGUUGUAUAUUAGAAGGAGUGUCCUAUAUUAGAAGGAGUGUCCUACUUUAGAAGUAGUGUCCUACAUAAGAAGGAGUGUCCCGUAUUAGAAGGUUUGUCCUAAUUGAGAAGGUGUGUCCUACUUUAGAAGGAGUGUCUUAAUUUAGAAGAUGUGUCCUACUUUAGAAGGAGUUAUAACCUGACAUUUUUUUCUGGUUAUCGUUAUAAUGUGACCGUUUCUUUAUCGUCAUUAUUUUAGAGUGGCUGUCUUUACUGUCAGCCUUAUUAUCGUCAUUAUUUUAGAGUGGCUGUCUUUACUGUCAGCCUUAUUAUCGUCAUUAUUUUAGAGUGGCUGUCUUUACUGUCAGCCUUAUUAUCGUCAUUAUUUUAGAGUGACUGUCUUUACUGUCAGCCUUAUUAUCGUCAUUAUUUUAGAGUGACUGUCUUGACUGUCAGCCUUAUAAUGUAGUAUUUUGUUGUAGGACGCUACCUUCCAAUGUAGGACACUCCUUCUAAAGUAGGACACAAUAAUGACAAUGAACAAAAUGUUGCGUUAGAAGAUUGACAAUAAACAAAGGUUUACAUUGUGAAAGUGACAACAAACACAUUACAAUAAAAAUAAUGACAAUAAACAAAAAAUUACAUUAUAACAAUAUUCAUUAGCAAAAUGUUACAAUAUAGCAAUUGCCAUAAACAAAAUGUUACAUUUUAAAAUGACAAUAACAAAAUAUUACAAUAUAGUAAUGACAAUAAACAAAAUGUUACACUAUAACAUUAACAAUAAAAAAAAAUAUGACAGAUUCUUCUUAUUUUGUCAGAUUAUUAUUUUUAAAAUAAUUCUUUCCAUAAACCAUAAUUUUGUUCUUACAUUUUUCUUUUUUUUUCUUAAAACAAAUUAGAUAACAAGCAAUUUAUUCAGCGACCGUGGAAUUCCCAACCCUGACCAAUACAGAAUGGAAAUUACUGCACGUGAUGGUCACGUUAUACAAGCAGGCGGCAAAGAACGGUGCACAGACUACAUCCAAUAUUUCGCAUCAGAUAUCUGUAUUACUUAUGUUCGAAAGUAAGCAGAAUUUCAAAGACAUUAUAAGAUAAGAUAAUAUUCUUUUAUUGAUCCAAAUAAAUGGAAACGUGUUUUUGAUUGCGUCAUACAUUUUAAGCACAUACAUAAAACAAUUUGAAGACAAGACAUUUAGAAUAAAAUGAUUUCAAAAAGCCGUUCAGUGAGUUCUCUUAGCCAAAUACGUCCAGAUAAAGCAGAGAUUAAUAUAGAAGUGAUCAGAGUGAAAAUUUUGAUAGAAAUUAUUGUGAACUUGAUAUCCGUGAAUAUUUUGAUAUAUAUUAUUGUUAACAUGAUAAAAGUUAACAGUUAAAUUUUGAUAUGGCAUCGCUAAUUAUUCAUUGAAAUAUUAAUAAAGGAUAAUUAAUUUAUAGAAAUUUCCCAUAAAUUUUAGGCAUCCUUUAAAAAUACAAUACAUUUUAAAUAAUUAAUUUUUAAUGUUUUACUGUUGAGUAUAAAAGAUAAUACAUGAAUGAAUUCUCUUAUGUGGUCAAAACACUGCUAACUUAAGCUCUCUUAACAUUUUUAACUUAAUUUCUCUUAGCAUUGUUAACUUAAUCUCUGUUAACAUUAUUAACUUAAGCUCUCUUAGCAUUGUUUACGUGAGCUCUCUUAGUACUUUCAACUUAAGCUCUCAUACCACUGUUAACUUAAGCUCUCAUACCACUGUUAACUUAAGCUCUCAAAACACUGCUAACUUAAGCUCUCUUAACAUUGUUAAAUUUAGACUUUGAAUAGUGUUGAGUUUUGUGUUUUUUUCUUUGUUGGAUGCCGCUGUCUUUUGUUGCUUCUAAAUGAUUUCUUUGGUCUGGAUCUGAAAUAUUUCUGUGUCUGUUUUUCAAAGAACUGCAAUUGUUCAAUAAUUAAUUUCGAUGUGAUAAUUCGAUGGACGGUGUGGAGAUAAAAUGCACCUUGUCAACGUAUCAACUGGCCAAAUUUGUUACAAGUUACAUUCGAUGUUGAGAUGUAUCUUCAAUUAGCAGUUAGCGACUUUGUUGUCCAUUGCACUAGUUGUUAGGAUAUAAUGCUUUAUUUUUAAUGUUAAUUUUUAAAUUAUCAAGAAAAAAUUAAGCUACUUGAUAGUAUGUAACGUCCAUAGAUACAUUUUUAAAAUAAUUCAUUAUUUUACUAAAUUAAUCAUAAUAUCAAAUGCAUUUUCUAAAAAAAUUAUGUCAAAUAAAAAAAUAAAUAUUUUUUUUUAAAAACUUUGCGAAGAUAAAGUUCACGGAAAGGUUGUUGUACAUUUUAAAGUGAUUAUAAAUAUGUCUAUAAAAAAGUCAUGGUUGUUACAGACGUGAAAAAUAAGUUAAGAUAUUCUUUCAAUCUUAAAAACUAUUUGAAAUGAGUAAAACAAAGAAAGAUUAAACCUGAAAAGGGAACGCAACAAAACAACAAACGUGUCGGCAGGAUGCCUUCAUCAGCGAACAAACAAUAGAAAGAAACAUAAUAAACAUUUAAAAAUUCAGUUUUAACCUUACUUUGUUUUACUAAUUUCAUAUGGUACUAACCUGAUUGCAGUCUCUCCCCUCAUGACCCUUAAGAAUUAUUUGUUUUAAGGUUUUCCGAUGCUAAAGUAUGGAAGCUGUGGAUAUUUAUUUUGUUUUAUGGGAAGUACCAAUCAAUCAUUUCCUUUCAUGUUGAAGUUAUUUAAAAAGUUAUAUAAAUUUCUGUGUACAUUUCAUAUGUGAAUGCAAGUUGUUCUUUUUCUUUUUCGAGUGCAUCAGCGUUGAGAUGGGUAGGUUAAGCUGAUAUAAUAUUGCAGAUGAAUAUUUCUCAAAACUAAAUGAUGUUAGAAACGUAAAUAGCAAUGCUUACAUUUUUCUUUUUGUAAACAAAGGAGGUAUGAUUAAUAUAUUUCGACCAUCCCCUGCCCCCCCCCUCCAAAAAAAAAAAAGAAGAAAAAAAAAGCCCAGCGAAAUCCCAUAAUUUAUAGAACAAUAUGUGUCACCAUAGAAAUAAGAUCUUCAGAGUCAAUUCAAAUAUAAAUCCCAUAUAUACGUCAGAAAGACAAGGGGCGGCAAAAGUAAUCUUUCUUACUUUUUCACCCGGGGGGGGGGGCACCUUUUCUAUGGUGGCGCAAUUCUCCAGUGACGUAUUUACUCAGCAUACCCUGUUCUUGUUCAUGUGACGAGAACUUUUACAUUGACCCUAAUUUUCUUUCCACUUUUAUAACAAUAUGUAUCACCAUAGAAAUAAGAUCUUCAGAGUCAAUUCAAAUAAAAAUCCCAUUUAUACGUCAGAAAGACAAGGGGCGGCAAAAGUAAUCUUUCUUACUUUUUCACCCGGGGGGGGGGGGCACCUUUUCUAUGGUGGCGCAAUUCUCCAGUGACGUAUUUACUCAGCAUACCCUGUUCUUGGUCAUGUGACGAGAACUUUUACAUUGAUCCUAAUUUUAUUUCCACUUUUAAUCCAAUGUCUUGGUGCAAACAUUUGAGUAACUAUGUUUGCAGUUACUAGAUGACGCUUAGUGACCUACAUACGGGUUCUAUUUAUGUUUACCCACACUUUAUUUUAUUUUUGUUUCUUUAUUAGCUAUUUCGAAUCAUAUUGAUUAGAAUUUGACAAAAAAGGCGCCCAGGUGAAAACUUAAAUUUGGCAAAGGCGCCGGUAAAAAAAUCUUUCUAGGAACCACUGUCAUAGCCGAGGGGGGUUAGGGGGGGGGGAGAGAUACGUCACAAGCUCAUUGAACAUGCGGUGGACGAAAUAUUACUGUAACACUCCUACUACUAAGCGAAAUCUUAGAUGGUUCAUUGGUGAAAACGCAAGGCAACCUUAUGACAGUAAUUCCUACAAAACAUUGCAUGAUAUUUUUACAGCAUUCGAGCUACAAAUAUGAUAUAUUUGAAUGUUACUGUUACGCACUGCUAUCCGUAGGGAGAAAUUAGUCUCCUAUUUACAUGUAUGGCUCGUUCCAAAACAGUUCACAACCAGGCGAUAACGAAUAAUAAAAACAAUAACAGAGAAUACGAUACUCAAAGCAGUGCUAACUGCAAUUAAUAAGUUUUAUUUAGUUACUAAGAAAC